AUGACCGAAACAAUUGAAUUCUAUUCCCACAAGCAGGGCCCAAACCCUUGGAAAACAGUCCUGAUUUUUGAGGAGCUCAAUAUCCCUUACAAGACAACCUAUCUCGACUUUGGUAACGCCAAAGGCGGCGUUGAGCACGCUGAAUUUCUUCACAAGAAUCCUGCGGGACGUGUGCCUCUUAUUGUCGACCCAGCAAGUGGACUCGUUCUGACAGAGUCAAAUGCGAUUGGCCAAUACCUGGCAGAUCGCUAUGACAAAAGUGGUCUCUUCGCCACUGAAGACGACUUGGAUCGAUACAGAGUCAAUCAAUGGCUAGGAUUCCAAUCAAGCUCGCAAGCACCGUUCGGUGCGCAGUCCAUUCAGCUGCGCAAUAAGGAUAAUAUCGAAGGAGCCGCUCACUUUCACGGUCUCGUCAAACGAACCCUGCGAACCUUGGAUCAAGAGCUGAAAGGCAAGAAUUAUCUUGUGGGAAACAAAAUCACUUUGGCAGACCUGGCUUUUGUUCCCUGGGAUCUGAUACUGGACUUUGUUCUACAAGGAGAUGAUGAAGCCAGUACCUCCGACCAAAGAAAGAUUUUGUUCCCAAAUUGGUAUAAUUGGCAUUCAAAACUGGUGGAGAGACCGGCGGUACAGAAAAUGAUGGCGAUGCAGAAGGCGGUGAAUACAGCAGACCAGUAG
Messenger RNA from Penicillium lagena, 678 nucleotides. Its product is annotated as glutathione S-transferase family protein. Bases 1 to 678 code for a protein of 225 amino acids. The transcript has 4 exons. The record is from RefSeq and is a predicted model, not a curated record. NCBI's taxonomy places the organism in Eukaryota, Fungi, Ascomycota, Eurotiomycetes, Eurotiales, Aspergillaceae.